Molecule: messenger RNA, 801 nt
Organism: Ilyonectria robusta
Lineage: Eukaryota; Fungi; Ascomycota; Sordariomycetes; Hypocreales; Nectriaceae
Exons: 1
Coding region: 100-672 (190 amino acids)
Source: RefSeq, a predicted model, not a curated record
CACCUGCGAAUUAUCAAGAACAGGACGGAGCGUCGGGUCGCUGCCGGUUCAUCAGCGCCCGCUCCGUAUCAGGAUGGCGGAGCCGCUUGACUGGUGAGAAUGAAGAAUCUCACCCGCAGAAGUUGGAAUUUCUCGUCUAAAUUCACUGUCGGAGAAGUGAAGAGAAAGGACCCGAAGGAUGCACGCGUUCUUCUUGGUACGCUAACCGGUUGUUUAGAGUUUGUUCUGAUCGGGCUAUCGCAUGGAAUGAAGUGGCAGUGUUACCAGUCACCAAACAUGUCCGUCAUCCUCAAGCGACAAGCUUGCGUUGUGUGGGAGGAGAAUGUGGAGUGCGUGUUGGUUCGGUGCGAGGGAGCUUUGUUGCAUACGCGCAACCAGAUGGUGGCCUUUGUUGUCUCAACUCGUCAUUUGACCUCUUCCCCCCAGCUGUCUUCCCUUCCCUUGCGGGAAGCAAUUGCAGGCCCUGCCGAAAUUGGUGUCUCAAUCCACCAAAACCCCUUGCUUGAGCCCGCGUCACUCGCUCGGGAAACUCUUACGGCCGUUGGACUGUCAAGUGUCCCGCGUAUGCUGUCCCAGACUCCUUGUCACAGCAACGUGACACAAACCUGGCGCGCACCAGCAGUGGCUGCGAAGCUACCUGUCCUGGCGUGCCUGGCGAGCAAGGGAGCUUGAACCAUGCCGCCGUGAUGCGCCUGCUUACGCUCAGUCAGUCCGUCCGUCCGUAUUCAAAGCACAGCUCUGCAGCCAAAAGCUCGCACCGACCGACGCCAUUGCUUUCUCAGAGCUGUGAUGGGUCAAACA